Molecule: messenger RNA, 1313 nt
Organism: Cucumis melo (muskmelon)
Lineage: Eukaryota; Viridiplantae; Streptophyta; Magnoliopsida; Cucurbitales; Cucurbitaceae
Exons: 10
Coding region: 298-1161 (287 amino acids)
Source: RefSeq, a predicted model, not a curated record
AGUCUUUCCCUCCCAUACGUUCUUUCUUUUCUUUUUCCCAUUCUUCUUCCUGUCCUUCCUCCACCCAAGCUCGUCGGCCGCCAAUUUCACGCACAGAUGAUGUUACGCACAAGCUUCGGCUGACAAUCCACCACCAGACGUUCACGCACAGACGACAUUCGACCAUCACAGACGACGUUCACGUACAAGCUUUGGCCGCGCCACCACAGGGAUAUCAAUCGACUUGUCGGCGCCACCACAGACGACGUUCCCUCCCCUGAUGUCCAUAACGGACUUUCGCGCAGUAGAUCCCCACGAAUGGCCGCCCCAACUUCGCUCCACCACGACAUCACAAAAGCAAGAAAGAUACCGAAGCGUGCUUUGCCUAUUAUUUGCUUCAGAGAAGUCAGCCCCCCAUCGUCGGAUGCUUCAAACACUUCCAUUAUAGAUUCAGGGGGGAAGAGUUAUGGCUGUUCUGAAAAUGCGGGUGCUGCAGGAACGUAUUACGAUGCUGUGUCUCGAAGCCUUAUUGUUAGCAAUGACAACUUAUCUACUCAGACGGAUACACUUCUUCUAACAUUUCCCAAGCAGCCUCUUUGGACAAAUGUGUACAUUCAAAACCAUGCUAAGGCUUUGGUUCCUUUGUUUUGGAGCCGUGUACAGGUUCAAGGACAAAUUCAUUUAUCAGUUGGUGCAGUCCUGUCCUUUGGGCUUGCUCAUUACGCAUCAUCAGAAUUUGAGUUAAUUGCAGAAGAGCUUCUUAUGAGCAAUUCUGUUAUUAAGACUGUGUGGAUGAUUUUAAGUGUUGAAUAUCUACUUGAUAAUAUUAAGGUUGGGCCUAAGUCAUUCCUCCGAGGACCUUUGGACGAUUCAAAAGCCAAUAAGACGAGACCACGACUCUACUGUGAACUUUCUGAUUGUCCAGCGGAACUACUUCACCCCCUUGAAGAUUGUAAUGUGAAUUCCACAUUGCCCUUCACUCUUCAGAUUUGUCGAGUUGAAGAUCUAACAGUUGAAGGCACCAUAACUGGAUCUGUUAUUCACUUUCACUGGGUCAGGGAUAUAUUUGUUUACCUAUCUGGUGCAAUUAGUGCUUCUGGUCUUGUGGUAGUGGAAAUGGUAGUCUUGCUGGCGAAACAGCAGGUGGUGGGAUUAUUGAUAAUUGAAGUGAUAUCGGGUUGAAAGCUAAGCGAUUGUGUAGAAAUGGUCAAGCGACCGUUGAAAAUUGAAGACUGAGAAGGCAUUUAGGAUUUUUAAUUAUUUAAUUCUUGUAUUAGAAUCUUUUUUCAUGUACUAUUGUAGAAUGUAUAUAUAAACAUAAUAUUAAUAUUUUA